Erythranthe guttata (spotted monkey flower) is the source of this 832-nucleotide messenger RNA. It is a transcript of the gene MEE9, whose product is annotated as maternal effect embryo arrest 9. Lineage: Eukaryota; Viridiplantae; Streptophyta; Magnoliopsida; Lamiales; Phrymaceae. The record is from RefSeq and is a predicted model, not a curated record.
CACUACCCACUGAAAGAUCCAAAGAAGAAGAGGAGCAAAAAAUGGAAGCCCUAUUUACCGAAUUCUCAUUCCUCUCAGACGAAGCGCUAAACGACAAGAGAUUCGAUCCGUCCACCAUUGAAGACCUGAUGAAGCUCUUCGAGGUCGAAUCGUACAAGGCGUGGGCCAAUCUGGAGCUCGAGAACGACGACGAGGUCGAUAAAUCGCAGAACUACAUGGACGCGGCCGAGGAUUACCUCGAUUCGGUUAUGGACAGCGCCAUGGCGGAAUUCCACCAGUUCGAGGAGGAGAUGAACAGAGUCUGCGAGGAGGAGUACGGCAGCUUGGUCGGCGCCGCCGAGAACGCUCGGAAAUUGGGGAAUAAUUUGGAGAAGGCGGCGACUUUUGCCUCCAGAAAGUACGUCGAGGCUGCCGUCAAUUCCGCCGCCGCUUCGAUGAGAUCUGCCGUCAAGGCCAUCUCUUCCCACUCCAAAAAGGUUCACCCUUCCUAGAUUUAUUUAGAUUCGGAUUUUUAGAUUCCGUCCAACCAACCCCUGUAUUUUGAUUUUAGUGUUACUCUCUCUCUCUCUCUCUCUCUCUCUCUCUCUCUCUCUCUCUCUCUCUAAAUGUUAUAUAUAUAUGAUACUAUGUUUAGACAUGUUUCAGAUUUUAAUAAAUGAAUACAAUUUCGAAGAUUGAGUAAAGUUUCGGAAUCAGUCUUGCUAUUUCAGUUGCUGUUGAUCUUUGCUUAAUUUGUGACUUACCUGGCUUGUGAAAUUGAGAUCCCUUCGGAAGUUAGCCGUAAGUGGAAUUUGUUGAUCUGACGAAGACGAAUAUAAUCGAAUCGAUUCAA